CCGCCGAAGAAGAAGAAUGAGGAGAAUGCUAAACGGAAAAUAGAUCCCGGGGACGAAGAGCUGCUCGGUGAACGUUAAACUAACGCCGUUACCUCAAAGUAUCAGCAUUGAUCAUCGCUGCACCGCCUCGGAAACAGCAUGACGGAGCCUCAGUCCGCGCUGUUACUCAGGAGACAGCUCGCAGAGAUGAACAAAAACCCGGUGGAAGGAUUCUCAGCGGGCCUGAUCGAGGAUAAUGAUCUCUACAGAUGGGAAGUCCUCAUCAUCGGCCCUCCAGACACUCUGUACGAAGGCGGCGUGUUUAAAGCCCAUCUGACGUUUCCCAAAGAUUACCCUCUCAGGCCGCCUAAAAUGAAAUUUAUCACAGAUAUUUGGCACCCUAACGUUGACAAGAACGGCGACGUAUGUAUUUCUAUUUUGCACGAGCCGGGAGAGGACAAGUACGGCUACGAGAAACCAGAGGAGCGCUGGCUGCCUAUCCACACGGUGGAAACCAUCAUGAUUAGUGUUAUCUCCAUGCUGGCAGACCCAAACGGUGACUCACCCGCCAACGUGGACGCUGCAAAAGAGUGGCGGGAGGACAGACACGGCGCGUUCAAAAGGAAAGUUGCCCGCUGUGUACGAAAAAGCCAAGAGACUGCGUUUGAGUGAUAUUUAGCAAGGAUUUAGCUUCACGUUUUCAGGGUCUCUAAUUGAUAAAUCAACAUGGCACUGUCUCCUGCACUCUUCCACCCUGUUCGCCAGGCUCGUCCUCCGUCGCUCCGGCAGGAACAGACCGGCUGCUGUAGGCUGCAAUAGAACAUAACGGUGACUACCACUGCUGACCGAAAAAACCCGCCAAGCAAGUGCCAACUCAAAUCAAAACAAACGAAAAAAAACCCAGAAGAUGAUUAAAACAAAAAAAAAAAACAUUUUUCAAGUCUAUGAACUGCUUCAACAUUCAGGAAGAUAUUGUAAAGACAUGUAUAUAGCACAGACUAAACCGGA
Messenger RNA from Plectropomus leopardus (leopard coralgrouper), 987 nucleotides. RefSeq names its product ubiquitin-conjugating enzyme E2G 1a (UBC7 homolog, yeast) (gene ube2g1a). Lineage: Eukaryota; Metazoa; Chordata; Actinopteri; Perciformes; Serranidae. The record is from RefSeq and is a predicted model, not a curated record.